AUGCCCGCGUGGAUGGCGCUGCUGUUGCUCUGGGCGGCCGCCGAGGCCUCCGAGGACUGCCCGGCCGCCUGCGCCUGCCGCGCGCUGAACACCAUGGGGCUGCAGGUGGACUGCAGCGGCCGCGGGCUCGAGGCGCUCCCCGCCCUGCCGGCGCCCACGCGCCAGCUCCUGCUGACCAACAACAGCCUGCGGACCGUGCCCCCCGGCGCCUUCGACCACCUGCCGCAGCUGCAGGACCUGGACCUGGCGCACAACCCCUGGCGCUGCGACUGCGGGCUCGUCUACCUGCGCCUCUGGCUGGAGGACCGCGCGCCCGAGCAGCUGCGGCGCCUGCGCUGCGCCGGCCCCUCCCACGCCGCGGGCCGCGCGCCCGCCCAGCUCAGCGGCUCCGAGCUGGGCGGCUGCGGCUGGAGUCUGCGCGAGUCCUGGGCCCACCCGGGGUCCUGGUGGGACGCGGCGCUGGUCGUCGUGGCCGCUCUGGGCCUGGCUCUCCUGGUGAGCCUGCUGUGCACCGUCCCGGUGCCCCGGGCCAGCCCCCGGUAGCUCAGAAGAAAC
Cervus elaphus (red deer) is the source of this 555-nucleotide messenger RNA. RefSeq names its product glycoprotein IX platelet (gene GP9). The record is from RefSeq and is a predicted model, not a curated record. The transcript has a single exon. NCBI's taxonomy places the organism in Eukaryota, Metazoa, Chordata, Mammalia, Artiodactyla, Cervidae. Gene Ontology annotation, molecular function: protein binding. The coding region runs from base 1 to 543 and encodes 180 amino acids.